Messenger RNA from Penicillium lagena, 1461 nucleotides. RefSeq lists its product as uncharacterized. The record is from RefSeq and is a predicted model, not a curated record. NCBI's taxonomy places the organism in Eukaryota, Fungi, Ascomycota, Eurotiomycetes, Eurotiales, Aspergillaceae. The transcript has a single exon. Bases 1 to 1461 code for a protein of 486 amino acids.
AUGACUCUCGGAGCCCUUCGAUAUGGCAGUGCCAUUGCUCUCGUAGCAGGAUUGAUUCAGCCCUCUCUCGCAGCCGACAUCUAUUUGGAUUGCAGCUCGGCUGCAACAGGCAGCGGCAGCAAGUCCAUUCCUUUUAAUUCGCUUGAAAAAGUCAAUGAAGCUGUCCUAAAUGCCGGAGACUCUAUAUACAUCAAGGCAGGGACAACAUGCACCGGAGUCUUGUCACCACAAGGAGAUGGCACACAGGACCACCCCAUCAUUCUGACCAGCUACGGAGAUGGCCCUCAGCCCAUUAUCAAUGGUUCAGGGGCAGCUGAGGCUGUCAGAUUGACCAACCAGGACUACUGGGAUAUCUCCGACAUUGCAGUCAUCAACCCUGCGUCCUCAAUUGCGUGGAGACGGGGCAUUGCUGCGACUUCCAGCGACGGCACCGUCCACUACGGUCUUUACAUCCACGACGUCACUGUUUACAAUGUGGCCGGUGAGACAAACAAGGCAACCCAAUCUGACGCCUAUAUCGCCUCCGCUGGUAUCCUGGUGAACGGCACGGAGAAUGCAAGCCGCUACGACGACGUACAGGUCUAUAACAACACAGUCUACGACUGCGGCGGCGGCGGAAUCAAAGUACGCGUCGGCCAAAUGGACAACCGUGGGCAAAAUACACACGUCUACGGCAAUUACAUUUCCUACGUCGGCGGCGACGGCGUCGUUGUAUCCUAUGGCGAAGACACCAUCAUCGAAAAGAACGUCGCCGGGUUUCUUGGCCACGGCAAGUACCCUUAUACCGGAGGCAACUUUGCAGGUAUCUGGGUUCUAGGUUGUCAAGAUGCGGUGAUGAGAUUCAAUGUUGUGCACGACUCACUCAUGUCGGAUGUCGACAGCGAGGCAUUUGACUGUGACUGGGGCAACGAGGGCACCUGCACGGUUGAGUAUAACUACAGCCACGACAACGCGGGCGGUAUAUUCCUCAACUGUGAUGGCUGUGGCACGCCCGGCGGCGCAAGGCAGAUCGUUCGGUAUAACGUCUUCCAGAAUGAUUGCCGGAUGUACAGCAAUGGGGAUGGUGUGCAAAUGGACUUCUAUAACAACGUGGUAUAUUGUCCUGAAAAGGAGUUUGAAAUUGCUGUGCCACCGCAUGCAAAUUUGUCGAAUAAUAUCUGGGUUGGUACUGCUAACUCGACUUUGCCUACCGGUGCCUCGAUCGAGUGGCAUGCGAAUUUGUUUCAGACGGUUGCUAUGCCGGUGAAGACCGCUGGUAGAACGGGUGAUCCGCGGUUUAUUGAUCCUGGUACUGGCACGGACAGCCUUGACUCAGUCGGUGGAUACAAGCUGCAUUCUGGGAGCCCUGCCUUGGGUCUUGGGGCUUUGAUUACUGAUAAUGGAGGGCGAGACUUUUGGAAUAACAAGGUGUCGUCGGUGAAGCGGCCGAACAUUGGAGCAUACAACGGAAGGGGGCUGUGA